CUUAUUCGGUAGCACCUACUGGAUAAUCAAGUUUUUAACACGAAGUAAACGAGCCCAUAUAUGAGGGCGGCGUACUAACUGCAACAGCGUCAAAACAUUCAUCCAUACCCGUAUCUUCGGAAGGUGAACUUAUAAAUAAUCUCUCUUUUCUUCUCCACUUUCAUCUUCUACCAAUCCAACGGUGAAACCUGUAAGAUUCACAAACCCUGCUUUCUUCUUCGUCCUCCAUAUAAAUCGUCAUUGUUUCAUUUCAAAUUCAACAUUUAAUUUGUUCUGCUUUCCACAACUUUUGAAUUCUUAAUCGUUUGGACUGGAUUUAAUAUUCGAUUUGUCGAGUACUUCACUUUCGCUUCGCAUCAUCAAGGUUUUCUUGUUUGAGUGGAGGAUGCUAUUUAUGUUUUAAAAGUUCACCGAAGAAUUUGGUUUCAGCCUAGUGUGCGACCUUUAGGGUAGGAAGCUUUUUAUCACAAUGGGAACCCCUUACCGCAGUGUUGGCUUUAGGAAAUCGAAUGACAGUGCCAGACUUGUUAUUACUACAGUUAUGGGCAUGGUGUUUGGAUAUUUUAUAGGCAUUUCCUUUCCAUUACUUUCUUUAGCCAAGAUUAACUUACCUUCAAGCCUUAUAUCAUCUCUUGAUGUAGCCUUUGGUGAGGACCAUCAGAGAUUUACUGAGCGUAGUUUUCCUGAAAAUCUUGGUUCGGGUAGCACUCCAUUAUCACCUAAGAUCUAUGUUCCUUCCAACCCUCGGGGUGCAGAGUCAUUGCCACCAGGAAUUGUAGUUUCAGAAUCUGAUUUUUAUCUACGUAGAUUAUGGGGUGAACCACGCGAGGACCUGAAAACGAAGCCGAAGUACCUUGUAACGUUCACAGUUGGUUUGGAUCAAAAGAAUAAUAUCAAUGCAGCUGUUAAAAAGUUUUCAGAAGAUUUUCAAAUUAUGCUUUUCCAUUAUGAUGGCCGGACAACUGAAUGGGAUCAAUUUGAGUGGUCAAAGCGUGCAAUUCAUGUCAGUGUUAGAAAGCAGACAAAAUGGUGGUAUGCAAAGCGGUUUUUGCAUCCUGAUGUUGUAGCUGCUUAUGAUUACAUAUUUAUUUGGGACGAAGAUCUUGGAGUAGAACACUUUAAUGCACAAAAGUAUAUUCAACUUGUGAAGAAACACGGUCUGGAGAUAUCUCAGCCUGGAUUAGAGCCAAACAAUGGAUUGACAUGGCAGAUGACAAAAAGGAGAGGAGACAAAGAAGUCCACAAGGAUACAGAUGAGAAACCAGGAUGGUGCAGUGAUCCACAUUUGCCUCCCUGUGCAGCUUUUGUAGAAAUUAUGGCUCCUGUGUUCUCUCGAGAAGCAUGGCGGUGUGUUUGGCAUAUGAUUCAGAAUGACCUGGUGCAUGGAUGGGGAUUAGAUUUUGCUCUUAGAAGAUGUGUAGAGCCUGCUCAUGAAAAGAUUGGUGUAGUUGAUUCACAGUGGAUUAUUCAUCAAGUUAUCCCUUCUCUAGGGAAUCAGGGUCGGUCUGAAGAUGGUAAAGCUCCGUGGCAAGGGGUAAGAGAGAGAUGCAGAGGGGAAUGGGCAAUGUUCCAAGAUCGCCUUGCCAAUGCUGACAAACAAUAUUUUGCACAGCUCGGAAGGAGUUGAAAGGACGUCAGUAAAAAAUGCUUCUGUUUUGACUGGAAUUUUGUACAUGGAACUCCGAUUUUCAUUCUCGAGUUAUACGCUCCCUCUCUCUUCUUUCUCAGCAGUAGAGAGUAGCAACCACAAUAUUCAUCUAUGUAGUCAGGGGCAGUCAAAAAAUAAGUUAGGAACCGGAAUAUCUCUGUGCAUAGUUACCCGAGAUUUUUAUUGAGUAAUAUAUAGGCAACUGAAGAAGAUAUUUUGUUCAUAUGUUUUCUUGGGUAUUUCGUAUGGUGUGUAAUUCAUUCAUCAAUCCCCAGAAGGCCAGAACAUCGUUUCAGUAAAUGGUUCAUCUUCAACUUUAAUGAAUUGAUCCUGAAUGAAUUCUAAAGGUAGUUUUCCCCUUAUGGAUAUCUAGUUUCAAUAGAUAAUAUGUUACAUACAGUCAUACAAACAAGAUAUGAAACAUUCAAAGUUGUCAUUAAGUCGUCAUUAA
Cuscuta europaea is the source of this 2099-nucleotide messenger RNA. NCBI's taxonomy places the organism in Eukaryota, Viridiplantae, Streptophyta, Magnoliopsida, Solanales, Convolvulaceae. The record is from the annotation of a GenBank genome assembly.